UUCCUUCAGUCCACGAAUUCCGAGAAUUUACCCAGUCUGAUUGUGUGACCCAUAAUUCCGAGACGCCUUCCAUCUUUGCCAAAACUGCGGCACCUUUCCAAGCCAGCACGGUCGGGUCGACCUCUUUGGGAGGCGGAAUGAUUUGGACUUUCUCCAUAUCCGCUACCAGCGGUGUCGCAAUUGCCUGUAGCCGGCUCUCCAGCCCAUGAUUCAUCCCAGGCACAUUCGCGCCCCCUCCGAUGAUCAGCACGGCCUGCAGAUACUUGCGUAUUUUGUCGUCCCCGCCGGCCGCGCGAGUGCUGUUGAAGAUGGCGACGUCAAGAGGAAGCCGACUCGCUUCGUCCGCGACGUCGAUGUCAAAACCCCCGGGGUGCUUGCUCUUCUUACCCUUGUCUUCGCUCGAAGGGCUGCGUUCAGGCGCAGCAGGGGGAUCCCCGUCCACACGAGGAGCAGCGCUAGCACUAGCGGCACCAGCAGGUAUUUUGGUCGUGCCGUUUGCCGGCAUAAGAUGUUGCGUCGAGAUGAGCAUAGCAGAGGUCUGGAACGCGUUGAACGACGGAUCGCGCCAGGACAGGAAUGUUUACUAUUUGGUCAGAGUUGUGGUCGAUGAUCUCGUCCGUAACAUCGGGAUUCGACAUUGGGAUGUGAGCUUGUCGUUUUUUCUCAAAGUCGAUCAUUCUAGGUUCGAAAACAAUCUGCACAAGAUGAACGCAUGCGCGAUGGACCGGCCACCGAACCUACCAUCGGCGCCAAGAUGGUUUCGUCGUAAGCUCGUACUCAAAGUCACGUCGCUCUAAGAAAAUAAGCCGCACGUCUGCAGAGUAGAGAGUGACCGACCUCAGAA
Molecule: messenger RNA, 844 nt
Organism: Mycena citricolor
Lineage: Eukaryota; Fungi; Basidiomycota; Agaricomycetes; Agaricales; Mycenaceae
Source: the annotation of a GenBank genome assembly